UCUUGAUCUUGCCGGUACUCACAUUGGGUCCGACAGUCACCGACGUCCAAUCUAAUUGAAAUGGAUUGGAUGUCAGUCGCCGUCAAUGGCAGCAAAUGAGUAGAAAGUGUCCAAUUUAUAUAAGGUUCUGUAGAGGUGCACCUGUUCACCUUUGACGCUUCAGUGUGAACGCGUAAAACAGCAUAAGUAUGACCAAUGUGGCAUGGAAACCGACCGAUAUAAGCGUUAAAAGGUAAAGGUGGCCGGUGAAUAAUGCAGAAGUAGGCUAGUAUCUUCUUUGGCCUGCCGGUCUACUCCCACAUCCACACCACUGUUCUUGGAUCAGCUGUUGUAACCAGAGAGUGCCCCUAACAAAAGACAUCGUUAUGUGUCUACAGGAGGUUGGAUAGGAGACAUUGAAGCCCCACUGUGUUGGAAAGGAAAAUGCAGGGUCCAAACGGGCCAAAGGUCCUCUCCUCCAGAGUGAUAAGCUGCUCUCCGACUCGCUUCCUCGUCUGCGGAGGAGAAAACACCACCAAUCGGGUCCACUUUGGUGGAGGUCCGGGGAGACAUUUUGAUCUCCACCUCAUUUGUAAAGGCCGCCAUGGACAAACACGUUACUCACAUUUCCCGGGAGGACCUGGAAGAGCUCCGAGAAGCGUUCAAUAAAAUUGACAUUGAUAACAGCGGCUAUGUGAGCGACUUUGAGCUCCAGGAAUUGUUCCGUGAGGCCAGCUUCUCUCUGCCGGGCUACCAAGUGCGGGAGAUUGUGGAGACCUUUGUGGCCGGUGACACCAACAAGGAUGAGAAGAUCAGCUUUGAGGAGUUUGUCUCUAUCUAUCAGGAGCUAAAGAGCAAGAAAUUCAGCGAGACCUUCCGCAAAUCCAUCACCAGGAAGGAUGGCAUCCGCUCCUUCGGAGGGACGUCAGGAAUUUCAAGUGUGGGGACACAACAUUCCUACUCAGAUGAGGAGAAAGUGGCGUUCGUCAACUGGAUCAACAAAGCAUUGGCCAAAGAUCCCGACUGCCGCCACCUUCUGCCCAUGAACCCCGAUGACCAAAGCCUCUUCACUUCGGUCCGUGAUGGCAUCCUGCUGUGCAAAAUGAUCAACUUGUCUCAGCCCGACACCAUCGACGAGCGAGUCAUCAACACCCGCAAGCUCACCACCUUCACAAUGACUGAAAACCUUGUCCUGGCGCUAAACUCGGCCUCAGCCAUCGGCUGUACGGUGGUUAACAUCGACGCUCUUGAUCUGAUGGUUGGGAAACCUCAUCUGGUGCUAGGAUUAUUCUGGCAGAUUAUCAAAGUGGGCCUAUUCGCUGAUAUAGAAAUCAGCCGGAAUGAAGGCAUGAUUUGCCUCCUGACAGAGGGCGAGAGUCUGGAUCACUUGAUGUCUCGUUCUCCUGAGGAGUUGCUGCUCCGCUGGGUCAACUACCAUUUGCACAACGCCGGCACCCACAGCAUCUCCAACUUCUGCGACGAUAUCAAGGAUUCUCGGGCGUACUUCCACCUCUUGGACCAGAUCGCUCCCCGUGGAGAACACGACUACAGGAGCAUCAAAAUCGACAUGAGCGGCCUGAACGAGCGAGAUCUGAACCAACGUGCCGAGCUGAUGCUGCAGCAGGCGUCCCGUCUGGACUGCCGGCAGUUCGUGACGGCACACGAUGUCACCUCGGGGAACGCCAAGCUCAAUUUGGCCUUCGUGGCCAACCUGUUCAACACGCACCCGGCCCUACAGAGGGGCGACGUUAAUGGCUUGGAAGACGCCCGGCUGGAGCCCGAGACCCGAGAAGAGAAGACCUUCCGCAACUGGAUCAACUCCCUGGGCGUUAAUCCCUAUGUGAACCACAUGUACCACGAUCUUUGUGACGGUUUGGUGAUCCUGCAGCUGUACGAGAAGGUCAACGUUCCCGUCAACUGGAAGAAAGUCAACCUGCCGCCGUACCCCGCCUUGGGAACUAAUAUGAAGAAGCUGGAAAACUGCAACUACGCUGUGGGCCUGGGCAGGAACGUGGCCCACUUCUCCCUGGUGGGCAUCGGUGGCGAAAACCUUAACGAAGGAAGCCCCAUGCACACUUUGGCGCUGGUGUGGCAACUCAUGAGGAGGUACACCAUGUUGGUGUUAUCCGACCUUGGUGACGGCGAGCGGGUGGGAGAACAGAUCAUUCUCAACUGGGUCAACACUACGCUCAGCCAAAAGCAUCCAGAUUCGCAGAUCAGUAGCUUCAAGGACCUCCACAUCAGCACAAGCCUGCCAGUGAUUGACCUUAUUGACGCAAUCGCGCCCGGCACUGUCAAGUGGGAUGUGGUGACCAGACCCGCAAGUGGUGUGAUGAAGAUCUCCGACAAACACAACAAUGCCAAAUACGCAAUCUCAUUAGCCCGCAAGAUCGGCGCGCGUGUUUACGCUCUGCCUGAUGACUUGGUGGAAGUGAACCCCAAGAUGGUGUUGACACUGUUCGCUUGUCUCAUGGGCCACGGUAUGAAAAAGGCCCCACCGCUAAACCAACAAACAAAUAAAAAAAAAUAUCCGCUGAUAUAAUUUGUUUUAUCAUUUGCUUGAAUCUUCAUUCGUUCCAUCUUCAAAAAUGACAAAAAUACAUAGAAUCAUGUCUCACUGCAUUAUUAUUUUCCAUGAUUGCCCACUUUGUAUAUUAUUUAAAUGAAAGUUGAAGUCGAUAGGA
Messenger RNA from Corythoichthys intestinalis (scribbled pipefish), 2663 nucleotides. Its product is annotated as plastin-1. Gene Ontology annotation, biological process: actin filament network formation; actin filament bundle assembly. The coding region runs from base 584 to 2521 and encodes 645 amino acids. Lineage: Eukaryota; Metazoa; Chordata; Actinopteri; Syngnathiformes; Syngnathidae. Gene Ontology annotation, molecular function: actin filament binding; calcium ion binding. The transcript has 19 exons. The record is from RefSeq and is a predicted model, not a curated record. Gene Ontology annotation, cellular component: actin filament bundle; actin filament; cytoplasm.